GUUCCCCCCCAGAAUCUAUCCUGUACCCUGCUCCUACUCCGGCCAGAGAUCUCGGCUCCGUAUAAAGCGGCUUCCUCCUGCUUACACCGUCUGGGAUCUUCUGCUGGACCCCGUCUCGGAUUUCGGCCUCUGGAUCCGCAACCUAGAACCACGACACCGCCGUGGGCCGUCCGCUCUUUAACUCCUUUGGACCAACUGUCUGCGAGAUGGACGGGCUGUCCCGCCACCCGUCGAGUAGAGGAGGGCAUGGAGGGGGCGCCGUCAGCACAGGGGGCCAUGGAUCUAGUGAUCCCGCCAGGGCGGCCUUCUUCGCCCAGAGACAGCUAGUGACUGAGCGGAUGAUGAGGUACUACGCAGCCGGCAUCUGCGGCGUGAUCGCCGUUUUCGUGAUUUUCCACUGGACUCGUCGGCUAUGUGUGAGAGUGGAACAGUCGAAGAGACCUGCCGGAUGGCUGGGCCGUCCAUUCGUUGCGAGCUCGAGACAUGGGAGGAAUCUGCUGGUCCGCAGGGUCCCUGGGUUCCGAUCCGCAGGGCAUGCUUUCAUCGUCACAGCCUACGUCGCCAUCAAUGUGUCCGUCAUAUUCACCAACGUGGACACCACUUCUCUGGGAAGCCUGGCAUUCAGGUUUGGCUGGAUGGCACUGGCGAACUUGGCCGUGGUUAUCUUCUUGGCCUUGAAGAACACGCCGCUGGCCUUCUUGACGGCGCAUUCAUAUGAGCGGCUCAACUGUCUUCAUCAGAUUGCCGGCUACACCAUGUUUGUUGAGAUGGUGACCCACGCCUCUCUGUACACCUACUACUUCAACUCUACAGGACGUCUGUUGGCAAUCUUUGCCGAGAGGGGGGACAUCGCCGCUAUCGUUGCCGGCUUCGCCUUUCUCGGUGUUGUCUUCUCAGCCACGUUUCUCCGGCGUUUCUGGUACGAGCUUUUCUACAUCACGCACGUGUGUUGCUGGAUCGUGGGCGUCGUCGCAGUUGGCUUCCAUCAACCCGAGAUCGGAAAGAAGACGCUCAUAGUGACGCUCCUCACCGCCUCCAUGUGGUUUCUCGACCGCCUCUUCCGGGCCUCCAGGGUUUUAUACUACAGCGUCAACAACGAGGCAACACUACAUCCUCUGGCCAAUGGAGGCACCAAGGUUGUCUUCAAAAAGUUACCGGCAAGGGCCGAGCCGGGGAAACACUGCUUCAUCUGGAUCCCGGCAAUCCGUAAAAUCGAGACACACCCGUUUACAAUCCACAGGAGCUCCCCUCUGGAGUUCACAGUCAAAGCCUGCAACGGCUUCACGAGCGACCUGCACAAGUACGCGAUGGCCCACCCGGGCGUGUCAGUAAGGGCCUCCAUUGACGGGCCAUAUGGCACUUUCCCGGACCCCAUGGAGUUCGACAAGAUCGUGCUCAUUGCUGGCGGCGGAGGCGCCACCUUCACCUUUGGCCUCGCGAUAAACAUUCUCGAGAGGAUGGACGAGAACCGCCCCAAGGAUGUUGUCUUUGUUUGGUCGGUCAGAGAGCACGAGAAUCUUACCUGGUUCAAGGAGCACCUUCAGCUCCUCAGGGCCCACGCACACUCACCGAAGGUCAAAGUUUCUCUCUACGUCACGCGGGCUCCCUCAUCGACUUCGGAUCUUCGCAGUGAAAGUAGCAGCCACGAUCACUCCACUCGUUGCGAUUCGUCCUCCUCCGAGGACACCGAGACACCGUCCUUGUCACCUGUUGGGCUGGAUCUAGAGAACACCGCCCCACGGAUUCCAGAAUCUGCUCUGUGCUGGCCGCCCCUUGCGCACGGCGACCUCGAAAAGGAGAUGGAGCUUGCCAUGGAGACCCGUGUAGAGCAUAGUGGCGUGUCCGAGAAAGACGCUACCACCACCACCGCCGCCACCUUGUCUCACACCUUCUUUGACUACGUCGUCACGGUAGGCCGGCCAGAUGCGGCUUCUCUCAUCCGCGAUGCGGUGAGCACCACCCCAAGGAACCAGCGCGUACUUGUUGCGGCAUGCGGCCCGGAUGGUCUGAUGCGUGUUGUUCGAGAUGCGACAGCCAAACUGAUUCUCAGUGAUGGGCCGGCUGUUGAGUUGCAUUGUGAGCAGUUUGGGUGGUAGAAUCCAGUAUGGCGGCUCCAGUUUUACUCCGGUUAUGUAGAGAUGGCAGCUUAGGUAUGGUAUGUUGCGGCUUUGCUGUACUACCUGUUAUCGUUGGCUGCGUGGUGGUUGUGUGAGCACUACCGUAAGCACUAGCGGCACUGGCGUUCAUCUGCAAUCUUGGUCUCAUUGCUCUUUGUUUGUCAAUGUUCCUUGCAGGGCAAUGUGAACUCCUCUACAAAGGCAUGGAAUACCAUACCUACUAGUAGAGGACCCUUGAUUCCAGAGGUACCUUAGGU
Molecule: messenger RNA, 2374 nt
Organism: Chaetomium strumarium
Lineage: Eukaryota; Fungi; Ascomycota; Sordariomycetes; Sordariales; Chaetomiaceae
Product: ferric reductase NAD binding domain-containing protein
Exons: 4
Coding region: 207-2096 (629 amino acids)
Biological process (GO): copper ion import; iron ion transport; intracellular iron ion homeostasis
Cellular component (GO): plasma membrane
Molecular function (GO): ferric-chelate reductase activity
Source: RefSeq, a predicted model, not a curated record